Molecule: messenger RNA, 5527 nt
Organism: Hylaeus volcanicus
Lineage: Eukaryota; Metazoa; Arthropoda; Insecta; Hymenoptera; Colletidae
Exons: 18
Coding region: 238-5367 (1709 amino acids)
Source: RefSeq, a predicted model, not a curated record
GGGUGUUGAUAUCGUGAUGUUGCUAAUAAGAAAGCUAAAUUUUCUUUUCUCAAUCAAUCUAUCACUAGUUUUAAUUUAUUGAAGGUGUUGAAUAUUGUAUCUUUCAAAAGAAAAGUUUUGAUUAAUCUUUGAUUUUUGUAUUCUUUUUUAUUAUUUUUUUUUUUUUUUCCAUCUUUUCUUUUUAACAUUAUCCAGUAAAAUCGUUUUGUUAGUAAAUAGAAGAAACAAGAUUUUUAAAUGAUUUUAAUAAAUUUAUACAUUUCUGUGAUAACGACGACGUUUUUCAACAAAAAUGCAUUGGCUUGCAUAGCGAGUAAAAUAGUGGAUUCUAAUUCUACUUUACACACAUUAAAACAAGUGUCGGAUCCCAUUUCACAUAAUUUUAAUAACGCCGUAGAAGAUGCCAAUUUAGGAAAAAGAGAAGCGUUAGCACCUUCUUGGGACAUCCUACCGUCAUCAUCUGGAAGUGAGCAAUCCAUUGAAUCUGCUAAUAAACAAAAACUCAAAACGUUAGGUAUUAGUAGACAAUUUUUCGAACAAUUAUCUGGAGUCGAAUUCACCAAUUGGCCUGACGAUAUAGAUUGCACCAAUGUAUAUGAAAUUUUAUCAAGUCCUUAUAUGAAGCAAUUUAAUGCGGAAAAAAUUAAAAAGAAUAUUUCUAUACCAUCACGUUGCCUUCCCCGAACAGUUGAGAAACAGACGUUUGACUCUCGUGCCUCCCCUAACAUGGACAAAAGUAUCAAAUGUCAACAACCAAAUUUAAAUAGCAUAUCCAAAAAUCAAAAUUCAAUCCAUCCCAUUGUAUUACAUAAAAAAAAUCCGAGUAUGAGAAGAGCGUUAGGAUCGUCUAACGUUCGUGUUUCAAUUAAUUUAAAUGUUCAACCAUCUGAUCAACGUCAUUGCCGUUCCCAUGUCCUAAGUGACAAUCAAAGCCAGACAUUUCACCCGUGCCAUCAAUCGGUUCCUUCAAGUAAUAAGCAUGAUUCGUCACCCAGUGAAUACUUUUCUAGAAGUUCUGGUGGCAAGCAAAAAACACGAUAUCAUGAUGAGUCGUCUAGUCUUAGCCACCCCGUGGCUUCAAACAUCCACAUUAAUAUUGCUUUCCAUAUUUCCAAGUCACCCCAAAAACGUAACAAGUGUCACGAAAAAGUGACUUCUUGCUCUCAUGAAACAACAGAAAACGACUCUUGUAAUCAAAAGUCAAAUGAUAAAAGCUUUAGGGGUACUAGCAACCACCUACCUUGUCCAUUGCUUCUCAACAAUACGACACCAAAGCUCCAUUUCACACAAAAUAAUUCUACCGACGCACAAAUCAAGAAGAAUGCUUGUGUUUUAGAUACUACAAAAAAUGUAUCGAUAAGUUCAAAUGGUUUAAGUGAUAAACAUUCCAGCGAAACACUUCACAAAAAAAAUACAAUCACGACUGUUCUCUUACAAAACCCGACCCACUCUUCGCAAGCCGUUUUUUCAGAAGAAAAAAUAAAUGUUGCAAUAAAUGGGUCAUAUACAACAAAAACAGAUAGUUUGCUUUCAAUGAAAAAUGAAACGCUUCAAAAACAAAAACAACAAUCAAACGAAACGACUGACAACGGCGACAGUUCUUGUCUUCUUACACGAAUAUUAGAAAAAAAUAAUUUUAAUACGUCAAAAGCUAUUACGCGGGUGUUCGAGAAGUCGAGUCAUGACGUUUCACUUGAUAAUCACACAGUUAUGUUGAAACAACAAGAAUCUUCACAUUGGAAUAGUACUUUAUCGGGAAAUUUUACAUUACCGUGUCAUGAUCAAGAUGGGGAACAUAGAUGUGAUAAAAAUAUGACUCAACCAACGGCAUUCAGUUUCAACACACAAGAUAUUAGAAGAAUUCAGAACAUCUCCCUAAAGGGUUGUCAUCCGUCAGAUAUGUAUUCUUCUGCCUAUGGAGCGUGUAAACAUGAACACGUCAGAGAUCACGACAUUAACGACACUUCUACGACAGAGCGUGCUACUCAUAGUUUCAGCAAUACUAAGUCAAUUAUUAUAAGCAAAAGUGAAGACAAUUUCACAAGCCAUGUUAUUUCCGAAGAAACACAAUUGAGCAACACACUCUCAAAAAAAAAAAGUAGUGAAGUAAACAUGUCAAAUGAAACUCAGAGUUACGUAAACCACACUGAUUCAACCAUGCGGACAGAGAGCGACUCAAUGAAUACAAGUUCUUCUCAAGUUGGAGAUGUAGUAUCCAUUGAUCGCAACAAUGCAAUCACUGAUGUUUCAGAAACAAACAAUGAAACAUUUACUACACAAGACGAAAAUUCGGUAGAUCAAGGUUUGACUCAACAUACAACUAUUCAGAACGCUAAAGACGAAAUUUCACAAAUGGGAUUAUCGAAUGAAGUGCACCAAAACCGCCAAAAUGUUUCAGUUUUUUUUUCAAAGAAAAAAGAAACUACCACUUCAACUACCAAUCUUACAAACAUUGCUAUUAAUAGUAGUGAAAAGCGUUACAAGUCGACGAGUUUCAUAAAUACAACAUACCAAGCAGAACUCGAGAGCCUAGCUAGAAACCGUAGCACAGUCAACAGCACUGAGAAAAAUGAAACUAUCCGUCCGGAAGUCACGCCGAUAAGCAAUGGGUUUUCGAACAGAGAUGUUAAGAACUCGACACUGCAACUCAAUGCUUCUGAAUUAUUUUCGUGGACGCAUGACUUUAACCCAUUUAUUACAUCAGGAACAGAUUUCCUUUCAAUUCGACAAGACGACAAAGAAAACCAGGUUAUCUCGAGUAAUGAUCUAAAAGAUAUCAAAAAUAUCAAUAAUUCAAUAACAAGCGUAUCCUUUAUUCCUCAACCUACAUCAGUAGUUAGUAAAACGGAGUUUUUAAAUAACAGUCAAGCAUAUUACGAAACAAACGACAUCAAUUUAAACAAGUACAUUUCAAAUUGCAUUGAGAGAAUGUCCCUGGAAAAAUGUCUUCAUAAAUUGCGUCUUCAGUGUAGUAGGAAGUCAUCAGAAGCGAAACUAGAAAAGACAACAUCAGUAGCGUUGGAGGAAAAAGAAACUAAAAGGGAACCGUUAAGGAACACCGAAAUACAACCGAAAAGAAAUAAAGUUGAGUAUUACACGACACAACCAAUGGAAAAAUAUAAGUUUCACUCCCCCCUUGGUAUACCAAUCACACCACAAGAUAACCGAACAAAUGUUGUCACUAAUAGAUCAACGGCACAACUGUUUCCAGAAUUUUUAAAUACUAGCACGAAUCUUACGCAAAAAAAAAUUAACAUUUUUAUAACGUACCCGCUAUGGGACAAGGCCGAUAAUAAGUCCCUACCACCUGAGACGGCAGAAACAUUGUUUACGUUUGCGAAUUCGCGCGAAACUGACGUGGCAAUAAAUAAAGUGGAAACCAAUAUUGUCGCCAGUAAUGCACCAUUAGGAAAACUGGUCAAUUUGAAAGAAAGUACAGCAACCUACCAGCCAGUGAAUCAUUGUAACUUCCCUACUGAGCUAUCCUCCAUUAGUUCACCGUGUCAAUCAUCCCGUGAAUCAGACACACGUGCCUCUUCGAGUAAAGAUUCUGCCGACACUUGGGAUAAGACAAGGUUUUUAAAGUUGAACAAUAACGCUACAGAUUCGUCGAAUCGUGAAAGUCAAUCAAGCUUGUCAAACAGCGAAUUGAGAAAAGACGAAAGCCAAAAAAACACUUCCAGUUGUAAAAGAGAAGAAUAUCAUGUUCAAACAGAAGCAAAUUUGUCUAAUUGUAAUGGUCAAGUAGAAAGGAAUACCACAGAGAUAUAUAAGGGUGAGGAGAAAAGAGACAAAAAACAUUUAGACAAUAGUUCAACUAAUGGGGCCCAAAGUUUUGUUGAAGGAAAAAAUAUAUCGACAUGGAAUGAACACAGUAGCAUUCAAAAACACAUGCAUAACACUUCUUUUACGAAAAAUGCUACCACCCAAACGUUUUUCCAAUCUUCUGAUAUACAAAAAGAGUCUGAGUUGAAACAAAAGCAAAGUAACGUAGCGAAAACAUCGGUUGUAUCCCUUGAAACCGAAGAAACUGUAACGAAUCAGCGGGAUAAAACGUCCGAAAAAUUGUUACACACUGUAGCUGAAACAUCCGUUACGAACACAGAAAGCAGCUUAAACAUUUCGAAAGAUUUCUCCCAAAAGUGGCAGAAUGAAGUCUCUGGUUCUCAUAAAGCACUUGAACACUCUAGAAGCGAGUCUAGUGGUUUCAAUCCACAAAACUGCGCUACUGAUUUCAAUACAUCUGAAUGCAUAGAAUUCCAUCAAUUACAUUUCAACAAGACAACUGUUCUUCAUAAUGAGUUACCAAUGACCAGCUUAGGUGAGGGGAAAGAAAAGCAUAAUUCCCGUUGGAUUAACACGAAUACAAAUUGUUCGUUCGAGUCUAAACCUAUGAAAUAUUAUUCAUAUGAUGGAGAACAGUGCGAUUUUGGGGAGGAAGACACGGUUGUUGAGUUUGAAGAAGAUACCAAACACGCAUUGGUUCGGUUUUCUAAAGAUGAAUUAAAACAAUCGAGUAUACAGCUAGAAUCACUGGAUGAUACAAUCGAUGACGAUAUUGUGUUUAUACCAUGCGUCACAAUCCGAUCUAGAAAAACCAGUAAUGUAAUAAGUCAUGCGUCAGCUUCUCCUAUCAAUGCGAGUACUCUCAAAAAUUCUUCCUCACUAAUUAAUGCGUUAAAAGCGUUAAAUCUACUGUCUCUCCGUAAUAGUACUUUAGAUCGUUAUGAUGGUGCAGUAUCAGUUUCAAACAAUUCGGAAACAAAUGCAAUACCACCGCAUAUAGCUGAGAAGCUUUACAAACUAAAACAAAUUAUGAAUUCUGAAAUGCUUCAAGUACAAAUUAACAAACAAAACAGCAAUAAAUCAAGUGGUGUUAGUGAUGUUUUGCAUCAAAAUAAUCAAACCACGCGUCGACAACAAACGGUUCGUAUAGUGGCAAAAAAUGAUGGGACGUUUUCCCAAUUGAGAAUAGAAGAAUUAAAAAAAAAAAAUAUGACAAUUGACGAUACUUAUAGAAAAACAACUGAAGAAGAGAGUGUAGGUCAAACCCACGCAACAAUUUCAGCUGAAGCGAAUAAAUCUUUAAAUGAAACACUGCUGACAACUGAGGAAUCGGAUAAAACAAGUGAAACACUUUCUGUUCUACAAAAAAAACCAGUCCAGUUAAUUCUUGCGGGAAUCGCUAUAACGGCAGGCUUUUUGCUCAUAUUCUUUUUAGUUAACUUUUCAUUGGCAAAAACCGCCGAUAUAGAGGAUAACAAGUUUUUAACUUCAUGUAUACCCUUAAACGAGGAUGAUAAAAGCUUACCGUUUUCGGCCUGCCGAGAAACAUUUGUUGAUGUUGAAAACACAUCAUUUUUAUAAUGUACUUCACUAUGGUGCUAAAACAGCGCUGUACUGAAGUAAAAUAUGUGUUUUUAAAUAUUCACGUUAUUUUUCGUUUUUGUAAAAUGACACUACUCUUAUUUUUUAAACGAUCCUUAAAGGUUUCCUUUGUUAAAACAUUUAUUCUAUUGAACUUUCA